Adineta steineri is the source of this 2073-nucleotide messenger RNA. Lineage: Eukaryota; Metazoa; Rotifera; Eurotatoria; Adinetida; Adinetidae. The record is from the annotation of a GenBank genome assembly.
AUGAUUACAAAGUUUAUACUAAUUGGUAUCGGUGCUGUAGCAGCUAUUGCAUUCGGCCUUGGUAUCAUUAUUGGUCAUUUUGCGAUAAAAAAACCAACAAGUAGCACAACAGGAAAGUAUGAUUAUCUGACACGUAACGUAGAUCAACAAAAUUAUAAGACUUUUAUUUCUUCUAUUCAAUCAGCAAAUAUUGAAGCGAAUCUCAAAGAUCUUACUUCACGUCCACAUUUGGGUGGUCUACCUGAAGAUUUAGCUAGUGCUAUUGUCAUAGAACAACGAUGGAUAAAUGAUGGACUGAAAGUUACAAAACCAAAAUAUAAUGUUCUUCUUUCUUAUCCAGAUGAUAACUAUCCAAAUCGAGUUACCCUUACUAGUGGUUCUGGUACUAUCAUUAUUCAAACAAGUGGUACGGAACAAGUCUAUGAUACAACACAACCGAAAACAGUUAAUCCAUUUCUUGCAUAUACACCUAAUGGUACUGUUUCUAGUACUAAAUUAUAUUAUGGUAACUAUGGUCGACUUGAAGAUAUUGAAUAUUUAGCAUCGAUUGUUGGAAAUGCUAGUUUACAAGGUAGUAUUAUUAUUAUGAGAUAUGGUAAAAUUUAUCGAGGAGAUAAAAUAAUGAAUGCUCAGUAUUAUGGAGCAGCUGGUGCAAUAUUAUAUAGUGAUCCAAUUGAUUAUGCUCCAUUUGGAACAUCAGCAGAUCAAGUAUAUGAUCAGAAAUGGUAUAUGCCACCAAGUGGUAUACAAAGCGGAUCUACAUAUACUUCCAAUGGUGAUCCUUUGACACCUAUUUAUCCUUCGACAGACUAUAUGUACAGGAUAGGUGAAGAAGAAGUGAAUUCUAUUCCGAAAAUUCCUGCUCAACCCAUUGGCUAUGGCGAUGCACAAGUGAUACUUCAGUAUUUACAAGGUGAUAACGUAACAAAAGAUUGGAGUGGAUCAUUACCAAAUAUGGCUUAUCGUUAUGGUGGAAUUCUUCGAGAUUCAGCAGAUGCUUGGAGUUUGGGCGCAUUGGAUCCAAGUAGUGGAACUGCAGUUUUACUCGAAAUUACUCGAGCAAUAGGUGAAAUGUAUAAGAAUGGAUUUCGACCACGACGUAGUUUAAUGUUUUGUUCAUGGGGUGCUGAAGAAUAUGGACUCACAGGAUCAGUCGAAUAUGUUGAGGAAUAUGUUAAAGUACUUGGUGCUCGUAUCAUUUCAUACUUAAAUGUAGAUGUUGCAGUUGAAGGAAAUUAUAAACUUGGUGUAAACACUUCUCCACUGUUGUUUGAUAUUAUUAUUGAAGCAUCGAAAAUGGUUCCAAGUGCAUAUGAUCUUGCUGAUCAAACUGUUUAUGAUAAAUGGAUGAGAAUUGAUCGAAAUAAUAUUACCAAUGAACCUAAUAUCAACUAUGGUCUUGCAGCGGGUAGUGACUAUUUCGGUUUUGUUCAAUUGGUUGGUUCAUCAAAUAUAGAUGCAACAUAUACAUUCGAUUCGACUCUACAUAGAAAUAUAGAUUCAUAUCCACUUUAUCAUACAUCGUAUGAAGUGUUUUCGAUGAUGAAAAAAUUUAUUGAUCCUGAUUUUACAGCACAUAGAACAAUGGGACAAUUUAUGGGUGUUUUAAUAUUAAUUUUAUCAGAAACACCUGUUCUUCAAUUAAAUGUUACACGUUAUACAUCUGCUCUUAGACAAGCAAUGAAUAAUCUUAAAAUAAAUGAUUCUACAAUUCUUAAUCCACUUCGAACUGCAAUUGAUAAUUUUGAUGAAAUUGCUCAAGAUUUUGUUAGACGAUCAAAAGUAAUGGAUACGGAAAAUCCAUAUAUAAUUCGUGCAUAUAAUGAUCAAUUAUUCCAAUUAGAACGGGCAUUCUUAAAUCCAUUAGGACAGGAUAGUGACCAUACUGAUUUGAAACAUAUCAUUUAUGCUCCAUCUAAAACUAAUCAAUAUGGUGUACUUGGUUUUCCUGCUAUUAUAGAUGCAAUUGCUAGUAGUAACAAAACAGAAAUUAAUAAUCAAAUAGCUAUAGCUACUUUCUUUGUGCGUGGUGCUUUAUCUACACUAAAAGAAUUUGAUAAUUUUUUUUCGUAA